Messenger RNA from Strongylus vulgaris, 324 nucleotides. The record is from the annotation of a GenBank genome assembly. Lineage: Eukaryota; Metazoa; Nematoda; Chromadorea; Rhabditida; Strongylidae.
CAGCGACAAUUCGCUCUCAAGCAUUUACCCAAGGAUGACUUGUUCAAGCUGGUGUCGGCCCUCUAUAAAAUCACACCCGAUAUCCUCCUCGCUCAGGGCAAAGCAAAGAACCCAUGGCCGAAUGUCGAUGCUCACUCCGGUGUUCUUCUACAGUACUUCGGUAUGACUGAAAUGUCAUUCUACACCGUUUUGUUUGGAGUGUCGCGCGCUCUUGGAUGCCUCUCACAACUGAUCUGGUCACGCGGUAUGGGUCUUCCACUUGAACGCCCCAAGUCUCACUCAACUGAAGGAAUUAUGAAACUUGCCGCUGCAGCAAAGAAGUAA